Messenger RNA from Mercenaria mercenaria, 2384 nucleotides. RefSeq names its product zinc finger protein 665-like. NCBI's taxonomy places the organism in Eukaryota, Metazoa, Mollusca, Bivalvia, Venerida, Veneridae. The record is from RefSeq and is a predicted model, not a curated record. The transcript is spliced from 3 exons. The coding region runs from base 583 to 2091 and encodes 502 amino acids.
GGGGUAGUUAUUUCCCUUUGAUAAAAUACGUCAUACGUACAAAAGUGCACAAGUAAUUUUGUCGAAUAGUUUGUGACUUUAUCUUUUGAAUUAUUAUUGUACAGUAAAGAAAAGGGGUUUAAGAGUUGCUCCUCGGAUUUUGUCACGUUCCGAAAAUCACAUUUUUUUCGCAGUUCAUAUGGGCAGUAACGGUUCCCGAUUAAUAUAUUCAUAAAACUGGUGUCCGGGCAUUACUAUCAAGCAUGCUAAAUUUGACUUUCUACAAACCCCUAUUUCGGCCUCGCUAAUUCCCCCGCGAACGUGACUUCAUCGGAAAAACACUUAACUGGUAAAUACUAAGAUCUAUGAGGACGGUAGAUGGAUUUCAACUUUUAAUAAUUCAUUGAUAUUAAAGGCAAAGUUGAAUAAUACAUGAAGACUUACUACACUACAUGUAUAAUGGUAUAUAUAGUUUUGCUAUGAAACACAGAACAAAAGAAGGGUCUAAACUAAGGGAAAAACUACUUUAAAGGAGUGCAAGAAGCUACAAGAGUGACGAGAAUCUUAAUACAGAAAACUUUUGACAAUACAUACAGGAGAGAAAUGUUUGAACCUAAGGAUGAUAUUCAAGCAGAAAUAACUGAAGAUAUAAAAAUGCAAAAAGCAAAGAAAAACUUUAAAUGUGAUGCUUGUGAUUUUUCAUCUAAAUCAAAUAGUAGACUGAAGAUUCACAUGAGAAUUCAUACAGGAGAGAAACCUUUUAAAUGUAAUGUUUGUGAUUAUGUAGGUAGUGAAAGAAGUCUUUUGAGGAGACACAUGAGAAUACAUACAGGAGAAAAGCCCUUUAAAUGUAAUCUUUGCAAUUAUGCAGGUAGUCAAAGAAUUCAUUUGAAGAUCCACAUGACUAAACAUACAGGGGAAAAGGACUUUCAAUGCAAUUUUUGUGAUUAUGCAAGUUGCAUAAAGAGUAGUCUGAAGAAACACAUGAGAAAACAUAUGGGAGAGAAGGUAUUUAAAUGUGACCUAUGUGAUUAUAGAUUUAAUACAAAGUGUGACCUGAGGAGACACAUACAGAGAACACAUAUAGGAGAGAAGCCCUUGAAGUGCAAGAUAUGUGAUUAUGCAUGUUUUGAAAGUACUCACCUGGAGAUCCAUAUGAGAAUACAUACUGGAGAAUAUUUCUAUAAAUGUGCAAUUUGCGAUUAUGCAUGUAAUCAGUCCACUAAUCUGAAGAGACAUAUGCUAAAACACACAGGAGUGCCAAGUUUUAAAUGUGAUGUUUGUGAUCAUGCAUUUUACACAAUUUAUGAGCUGAAAUUACACAUGGAAGUACAUAUAGGAGAUAAAUAUAAUUGUGAUAUUUGCGGUUCUGCAUUUAGCUUGAAAGGUAGUCUGACAUCACACAUUGCAACACAUGUAGGGGAGAAACGCCUCAGCUGCGAUUUUUGUAACUAUGUUUGUAUUAAAAGCAGUCAUCUUAAGCAGCAUAUGGCAAUACAUUCUGAAGAGAAGAGCUAUAAAUGUAAUACUUGUGAUUAUUCCUGCAACUCGAGAGCAUAUCUGAAGACACAUAUCAAAAUACAUACAGGAGAGGCAAAGAUCUUUAAAUGUGAUGUUUGUGAUUAUGCAUGUCACCAUCGCAAUAAUCUAAAUAGACAUAUGGCAAUACAUUCAGGAGAGAAACGCUUUAAAUGCAAUAUGUGCGAUUAUGUGUGUAAUGUGAGAAGUUCUAUGAACAGGCAUAAGGCAAUGCAUACAGGAGAAAAACACUUUAAAUGUGAUAAGUGUGAUUGUGCGUAUCACGAUGGCAGUAGUCUGAAGAGGCAUAUGGUAGUACAUACAGGAGAGAAACCUUAUAAAUGUGAUGUUUGUGAUUAUUCAUGUCAUAAAAGGUACGUUCUGAAAAAUCAUAUGAAGAUACAUACAGAAGAAAAAAGCCUUAAGUGUAAUAUGUGUGAGUAUGCAUGUCACAAUAGCAGUAGUCUGAAGAGACAUAUGGCAAUACAUACAGGAGAGAAACGCUUUAAAUGUGGUUUUUGUGAUUAUGCAUGUAUUCAAAAAGAAUCUUUGAUCAGGCAUGUGAAACUGCAUACUGAAAAAGAAUGUAAAUGACAUUUUUGCGCUUAUAAAUGUACUUUAAGCAGUUACCUUUAAAUACAUAUGAAAAAACAUAAAAGGAAGACAAUCUUUAAAUGUGAAGUAUGUGACUGUGAUUUUACAACAACGUUUUGUGUUAAAAUGUUUUAUUUUCCUUUUGUAAACUAAUUAUUAAAUAUUAUACAUGAAUGAUUUCUGCAAUAAACCCUACAAAAAGACCAUUUAUUAAUAAAAUAAGGGUGUAUUUCGGUUAUGGAUUCCCGUGCGGUCGCCGAACUUCAAUCUCGUAUAAAAUCAUUUUGUGUUAA